This is a messenger RNA of Oncorhynchus mykiss (rainbow trout), 4533 nucleotides long. It is a transcript of the gene mttp, whose product is annotated as microsomal triglyceride transfer protein. The record is from RefSeq and is a predicted model, not a curated record. Gene Ontology annotation, cellular component: endoplasmic reticulum; basolateral plasma membrane; Golgi apparatus. Gene Ontology annotation, biological process: lipoprotein metabolic process; cholesterol homeostasis; lipid transport. Gene Ontology annotation, molecular function: lipid binding. NCBI's taxonomy places the organism in Eukaryota, Metazoa, Chordata, Actinopteri, Salmoniformes, Salmonidae.
GUGACGUAUAUAUUCCGUUUCCUUCAACGGUGUGUGCAACAAUGUCAGUGUUUAUUGCUAAAUUAGGUGAAAGGUUCAAUCUCAAAAUGACGUCGUCUCACUACCGAGGGGUAAAUGUCACCAUUGUUUUCAACCUUUUAGUCGUACGUUGAAAAUGUUAAGAGUAUUUUAUUGUUUUGAACUUGUUGCUGAAAGUUGGGCAGAAUUCGGCAGUAUCGCUACAGCUGUGAAACUAACGUUACUGUUUUAUCCUAUAUGUAAUUGUCUCACUGAUUUUUAUCAUGAUAGGCUACUACUUGAGGACGAAACCUCGAUGUCAAUUCGCACUUGUGCAUGCGCUGUUGAUAAGGCUAUCGUCCUCUUCUCAUCCGAUUGAUCGUCAUGACCAUUAGGUAUGUCGUAACAUAAAUGAACUGAUCGCGUACAAAGUAUCAUCUCCCGCCAACAGUGGGCAUUGCGAAGGGAUUGUCAAAUCUCAACUCUACAAGUUAAUGAUUUGCUCUUUACCUCGUACUUAGUACUUGAGCGUGGAGUUUGGAUUCUGCCCUCCACGCCGAUGACCAUAAUUCGAAUAGUUUCGUGUAGCGGAGCCUUUCUUUCUGGCCUGUGAGCGCCGAUCCAGUCAACGUUUACCUGCGGCCACCUUCUUGCUCCUAAUAGAUUUCAAAAUGUUAGCUCUCUUUGUGCUUUUGCUCUGCAUAACAUCUUCAUUUUCUGCUUCUACUAGAGGUGCUGGUGCUGCUGGACCCAGGCUGAACAAUGACCAGUUGUACAAAUUCAGCUACACCACCGAGGUGCUGGUGGACAGGGCCAAGGGGUCAAAGGAUGGCAGUGUUGGCUAUAGGAUCUCCAGUGACGUGGAUGUCAACUUAGUGUGGAGAGACCCCAACAGCAAGGACGACCAGCUCAUCCGACUGGUGAUCUCAAACGUGAAGAUAAAAAGUGUGGCCCAACGCUCAGCCAAGAAGAACAUAUUCCAGGGCGCCACAACGCAAAGCCUUCUCGGAGAGAAUAAGCUGGCAGCACUGGAAAGGCCGUUCAUGGUGCACCUGAAAAACGGAAAGGUGAGCAGCUUUUACUGCUAUAAGGCGGAGCCUGCUUCCAUUAAGAACUUGAAAAGGGGUGUGGCUAGCUUGCUGCAGGUGCAAUCCAGAUCUGGGAAGGUCAUAGAGAAUGAUGUGUCAGGGAGGUGUACGGUAGAGUACAAGGCUACCCAAGGCCAGGUGACAAGGACCAAGGCUUUGGAGACCUGCAAGACCGCAGAGACCGGCUUCACCACCUACAUUCAGGUCCUGGGCGUGAGUGGGGAGUCCAGCUCUGUCACUGUUUUCACCCUGGAGGAUGGCUUCAUUAAGUCAGCCACAGCCAAGGAGACUCACAUCUUAGCAGUCAACGCACGCCGCACCACCGCCGCUAAAAUAGUGUCCAGGCAAAACUUGACGCUGGUAACAAUUGAGACUGGGCCAUUUGAGGCUGCGGGGAAGAAUGUCGCCAGUGUUGUCAAAUCACUUGAUGAGAAAUUGUAUGCUGUUGGUGUGACAGCUGAGAAGGUCAAAUCCCAAUGCAAGGGCUGUCAAUCGCUGUUUGAGCACUGGCAAGAGGUCAAGAAGCAGUUUGAACCAGAUAGCUUGUCAAAAGCCAUCGCUCCCCGACGCUUCCUGGCUCUCAUCCAGAGCAUAAGGAAAGCCUCCAAGGACGAGAUCCUCCAAGUGCUGAAGAGCUCCACCAAGACUGCCCUACCUCAGGUGGUGGACGCCGUGACCUCGUCCCAGACGCCCGCCUCCCUGGACGCCAUGCUGCAGUUCCUCAACUUUGCCGACCCCAAAGGCCUGGUUCUGCAGGAAAGGUUCCUGUACGCCUGCGGCUUCGCCUCGCACCCCAACGAAAGAAUGCUCCAGGCUUUGGUGGACAUUUCAAAGGGCAAGAUUGUCAGUAAUGACAUCAAAGAGUCGGUGGUGAUCAUCAUGGGUGCCCUUGUGCACAAGCUCUGUCAGAAAGGGGGUUGUGAGCUACCAACUGUGGUUGAGGUGAAGAAGAUGAUUCUGGAAGGUCCCGACAGUACGCAGGUGGAGUCAGACGUUCAGAUGUACCUGCUAGCGCUGAAGAACUCCCUGCUGCCUGAGGCCAUUCCCCUGUUUUCCAAAUAUGCUGAGUCGGAGGUCGGAGCCUACUGCACCAUCUCCCUCACAGCCCUGCAGAGAUACGACGUCGCCCUCAUCACAGAUGAGGUGAAGCAGACGGUGAACCGAGUGUACCACCAGAACCGCCGGGUCUAUGAGAAGAAUGUGAGGGCAGCAGCUGCGGAUGUGGUCUUCAGCAGCAACCCCUCUUACAUGGAGGUGAAGAACAUGCUCCUGUCCAUCGGAAACCUGCCCAGAGAGUUGAACAAGUACAUGCUUUCCAAGGUCAAUGACAUCCUCCACUUUGAAAUGCCUGCCAGCAAAAUUCUACGGCAAGCCAUGAAGGACAUGAUCUCCCACAACUAUGACCGCUUCUCCAAGGUUGGGUCAUCCUCUGCUUUCUCUGGCUUCAUGGCACGUACCGCUGAUGCCACUACCACCUACAGUCUGGACAUUCUGUACUCUGGCUCGGGGGUCCUCAGGAGGAGCAACAUGAACAUCUACGCAGCCAGUAACGGCGCCAUGCUACAUGGCCUCCAGGUGGCGAUUGAGGCGCAAGGCAUGGAGUCCCUGAUUGCGGCCAAGCCGGACGAAGGCGAGGAGGACCUGGAGUCCUUCGCUGGGAUGUCGGCCCUACUCUUCGACGUCCAGCUGCGGCCUGUGACCUUCUUCAAGGGUUACAGUGACCUCAUGUCCAAGAUGUUCUCCAUGUCCGGCGAGCCCAUGAACGUGGUAAAGGGCCUGAUCCUGCUCACUGACCACUCCCAGGUCAUCCAGCUUCAGUCUGGGCUGAAGGCCAAUGCCGAGUUUCAGGGUGGUUUGGCCAUCGACAUCUCAGGAGGCAUGGAGGUCAGCCUGUGGUACAGGGAGUCAAAGACCAGCGUCAACAACAAGGGAGCCAUGGUGGUGACCGGGAAUGUGACCGUGGACAUGGACUUUGUGCGCACUGGGAUGGAAGUGAGCUUUGAGACAGAGGCGUCUCUAGACUUUAUCACCACGGUCCAGUUCUCGGAGUACCCCUUCCUGGUGUGCAUGCAGAUGGACAAGACCACCUUCCCCUUCAGUGAGUCCCUAACAAAAUACGAGAGCCUGCCAUCAGGGAAGAGCUACGUGUCGCGCAGGGGCCACAAGCAGCUGUUGCCUGGCUCGGAGUUCCCUCUCCACCAGGAGAACUCCAACAUGUGCAAGAGGGUGUUUGACUCAGACUGGUAGUCUUCUGCGUGUUUAUCCAUCGGUAAGAAGAUGGAAGAUAUUUUGCAGAGUGUAGAGAGUUAUGGCCCAACAAUCCUAUUUUGUUAUUACGUCAUAGUGUAAACAGUGUGUUGUAUGAGGUGGAUAAAUGGAUGCUAGCUAGCUAAGAUAUGAACUUUUGUAAAAUGGCAAAAGUGAACUGUCUUGUGCCUUUUUUUUGUUGAUCUGAUUGGAAAUUGCAUGCAUGUAUUUAAUCGCUUACAUCAGAGUUCUGUUUACUGCAAAAUCGCUAACUAGCGGCUAACUUGCUAGCUGUUUACUACUAUUUAUCUCCCUUUCGAUCUCCACAAUGCAUUAUUUACAGUGUGACAAUAGUGUAAUAGGGUUAUUCUUCCAAUGAGUCCUACUUGACAUUCUAGCUGAAGAGUUAUUUAUUAUUAUUAUUAUUUUUUAAAUGUUAAAGCUUUCCAGGAACACCUACUGUAUCACACCACAUGCAUGUUUACAUUCUUAAUUCAACGUUUUAUUUCAAAUCAGGAAUUUCUGUGGUGCCUUUUUAUGAAUUUGUUUGCAUAUCUAUUUAUAUGGGUAUAUGAGUGUCAUAUACUCAAUAUAGCUAAGUGAUACAACACAAUAUUCACCUAUGUAAAUAUGGUACAUAUCAUUGGGUGAGCUGAUGCUAUGGUUGAAUUUACUGGCAUUUACAUAAAUGCUCACAUUACACAGUUUCUAGAUUGUUUGUUUAAUUGAAGACAUGGAUGUGGUUUCCAAGACUGCAAAGAUUGAAUUACAGUUAAGUCAUUGCGUAACUAUAUACAAUUAUGUUUGCGGUACUUGAUUCACUCUGUAGCUAGCUUGAAGGAGCUGUUACAUGAGACCAGAUAACGCAGGGUUAAUUUAUUGAAUUCAUUUCUAUGAUUUUAACUUCUGGAUGUUAAACAUGUAUAUCAAUAGGAAAGUGUCUGAUUAAUUUAUUUACACAUUUGUAAUUGAUCCUAUUUAGAUAAUUGUGUCCCAUAUGAAAUGUGACUUGAUAUUAUAAUUAUUACAUUAAGCCUUUGAUAUAUUUUUUUGUACCAUAGUUUGAGAUCAGUUUGUUAGGGUUUGUACUUGACCAACAACAAAGAGUGUACUGGAACCACUAUGCUCCAUUGCAGUGCUUUUCUGGCAUUACACUAGUGUGCAUGUGUAAGAUUAUUUUCAAUAAAGCUAUGAAAUACAA